Messenger RNA from Triplophysa dalaica, 8237 nucleotides. RefSeq lists its product as uncharacterized. NCBI's taxonomy places the organism in Eukaryota, Metazoa, Chordata, Actinopteri, Cypriniformes, Nemacheilidae. The coding region runs from base 1 to 2916 and encodes 971 amino acids. The transcript is spliced from 3 exons. The record is from RefSeq and is a predicted model, not a curated record.
AUGAUCAUAUAUGACACGCGUGAACUCUGUUGUGCUCUUUUACUCUGUUUAUAUAUGAUCAUAUAUGACACACGUGAACUCUGUUCUGCUCUUUUACUCUGUUUAUAUAUGAUCAUAUUGGACACACGGGAACUCUGUUGUUCUCUUUUACUCUGUUUAUAUAUGAUCAUAUAUGACACACGUGAACUCUUUUGUGCUCUUUUACUCUGUUUAAAUAUGAUCAUAUAUGACACACGUGAACUCUGUUCUGCUCUUUUACUAUGUUUAUAUAUGAUCAUAUAUGACACACGUGAACUCUGUUCUGCUCUUUUACUCUGUUUAUAUAUGAUCAUAUUAGACACACGUGAACUCUGUUGUGCUCUUUUACUCUGUUUAUAUAUGAUCAUAUAUGACACACGUGAACUCUGUUCUGCUCUUUUACUCUGUUUAUAUAUGAUCAUAUUGGACACACGGGAACUCUGUUGUUCUCUUUUACUCUGUUUAUAUAUGAUCAUAUAUGACACACGUGAACUCUUUUGUGCUCUUUUACUCUGUUUAAAUAUGAUCAUAUAUGACACACGUGAACUCUGUUCUGCUCUUUUACUAUGUUUAUAUAUGAUCAUAUAUGACACACGUGAACUCUGUUCUGCUCUUUUACUCUGUUUAUAUAUGAUCAUAUUAGACACACGGGAACUCUGUUGUGCUCUUUUACUCUGUUUUUAUAUGAUCAUAUAUGACACACGUGAACUCUGUUGUGCUCUUUUACUCUGUUUAUAUAUGAUCAUAUAUGACACGCGUGAACUCUGUUGUGCUCUUUUACUCUGUUUAUAUAUGAUCAUAUAUGACACGCGUGAACUCUGUUGUGCUCUUUUACUCUGUUUAUAUAUGAUCAUAUAUGACACGCGUGAACUCUGUUGUGCUCUUUUACUCUGUUUAUAUAUGAUCAUAUAUGACACACGUGAACUCUGUUCUGCUCUUUUACUCUGUUUAUAUAUGAUCAUAUUGGACACACGGGAACUCUGUUGUUCUCUUUUACUCUGUUUAUAUAUGAUCAUAUAUGACACACGUGAACUCUUUUGUGCUCUUUUACUCUGUUUAAAUAUGAUCAUAUAUGACACACGUGAACUCUGUUCUGCUCUUUUACUAUGUUUAUAUAUGAUCAUAUAUGACACACGUGAACUCUGUUCUGCUCUUUUACUCUGUUUAUAUAUGAUCAUAUUAGACACACGGGAACUCUGUUGUGCUCUUUUACUCUGUUUUUAUAUGAUCAUAUAUGACACACGUGAACUCUGUUGUGCUCUUUUACUCUGUUUAUAUAUGAUCAUAUAUGACCCACGUGAACUCUGUUCUGCUCUUUUACUCUGUUUAUAUAUGAUCAUAUAUGACACACGUGAACUCUGUUGUGCUCUUUUACACUGUUUUUAUAUGAUCAUAUAUGACACACGUGAACUCUGUUGUGCUCUUUUACUCUGUUUAUAUAUGAUCAUAUAUGACACACGUGAACUCUGUUGUGCUCUUUUACUCUGUUUUUAUAUGAUCAAAUAUGACACACGUGAACUCUGUUGUGCUCUUUUACUCUGUUUAUAUAUGAUCAUAUAUGACACACGUGAACUCUGUUCUGCUCUUUUACUCUAUUUAUAUAUGAUCAUAUAUGACACACGUGAACUCUGUUGUGCUCUUUUACUCUGUUUAUAUAUGAUCAUAUAUGACACACGUGAACUCUUUUGUGCUCUUUUACUCUGUUUAAAUAUGAUCAUAUAUGACACACGUGAACUCUGUUCUGCUCUUUUACUCUGUUUAUAUAUGAUCAUAUAUGACACACGUGAACUCUGUUCUGCUCUUUUACUCUGUUUAUAUAUGAUCAUAUAUGACACACGUGAACUCUGUUCUGCUCUUUUACUCUGUUUAUAUAUGAUCAUAUAUGACACACGUGAACUCUGUUCUGCUCUUUUACUCUGUUUAUAUAUGAUCAUAUUAGACACACGUGAACUCUGUUCUGCUCUUUUACUCUGUUUAUAUAUGAUCACAUAUGACACACGUGAACUCUGUUGUGCUCUUUUACUCUGUUUAUAUAUGAUCAUAUAUGACACACGUGAACUCUGUUCUGCUCUUUUACUCUGUUUAUAUAUGAUCAUAUAUGACACACGGGAACUCUUUUGUGCUCUUUUACUCUGUUUAUAUAUGAUCAUAUAUGUCACACGUGAACUCUGUUCUGCUCUUUUACUCUGUUUAUAUAUGAUCAUAUAUGACACACGUGAACUCUGUUCUGCUCUUUUACUCUGUUUAUAUAUGAUCAUAUUAGACACACGGGAACUCUGUUGUGCUCUUUUACUCUGUUUUUAUAUGAUCAUAUAUGACACACGUGAACUCUGUUGUGCUCUUUUACACUGUUUUUAUAUGAUCAUAUAUGACACACGUGAACUCUGUUGUGCUCUUUUACUCUGUUUAUAUAUGAUCAUAUAUGACACACGUGAACUCUGUUGUGCUCUUUUACUCUGUUUAUAUAUGAUCAUAUAUGACACACGUGAACUCUGUUGUGCUCUUUUACUCUGUUUAUAUAUGAUCAUAUAUGACACACGUGAACUCUGUUGUGCUCUUUUACUCUGUUUAUAUAUGAUCAUAUAUGACACACGUGAACUCUGUUCUGCUCUUUUACUCUGUUUAUAUAUGAUCAUAUUAGACACACGUGAACUCUGUUGUGCUCUUUUACUCUGUUUUUAUAUGAUCAUAUAUGACACACGUGAACUCUGUUCUGCUCUUUUACUCUGUUUAUAUAUGAUCAUAUAUGACACACGUGAACUCUGUUGUGCUCUUUUACUCUGUUUAUAUAUGAUCAUAUAUGACACACGUGAACUCUGUUGUGCUCUUUUACUCUGUUUAUAUAUGAUCAUAUAUGACACACGUGAACUCUGUUCUGCUCUUUUACUCUGUUUUUAAACGAUCAUAUAUGACACACGUGAACUCUGUUCUGCUCUUUUACUCUGUUUAUAUAUGAUCAUAUAUGACACACGUGAACUCUGUUCUGCUCUUUUACUCUGUUUAUAUAUGAUCAUAUAUGACACACGUGAACUCUGUUCUGCUCUUUUACUCUGUUUAUAUAUGAUCAUAUAUGACACACGUGAACUCUGUUCUGCUCUUUUACUCUGUUUAUAUAUGAUCAUAUAUGACACACGUGAACUCUGUUGUGCUCUUUUACUCUGUUUAUAUAUGAUCAUAUAUGACACACGUGAACUCUGUUGUGCUCUUUUACUCUGUUUAUAUAUGAUCAUAUAUGACACACGUGAACUCUGUUGUGGUCUUUUACUGUGUUUAUAUAUGAUCAUAUAUGACACACGUGAACUCUGUUCUGCUCUUUUACUCUGUUUUUAUAUGAUCAUAUAUGACACACGUGAACUCUGUUGUGCUCUUUUACUCUGUUUAUAUAUGAUCAUAUAUGACACACGUGAACUCUUUUGUGCUCUUUUACUCUGUUUAUAUAUGAUCACAUAUGACACACGUGAACUCUGUUGUGCUCUUUUACUCUGUUUAUAUAUGAUCAUAUAUGACACACGUGAACUCUGUUGUGCUCUUUUACUCUGUUUAUAUAUGAUCAUAUAUGACACACGGGAACUCUUUUGUGCUCUUUUACUCUGUUUAUAUAUGAUCAUAUAUGACACACGUGAACUCUGUUGUUCUCUUUUACUCUGUUUAUAUAUGAUCAUAUAUGACACACGUGAACUCUGUUGUGCUCUUUUACUCUGUUUAUAUAUGAUCAUAUAUGACACACGGGAACUCUGUUGUUCUCUUUUACUCUGUUUAUAUAUGAUCAUAUAUGACACACGUGAACUCUGUUGUGCUCUUUUACUCUGUUUAUAUAUGAUCAUAUAUGACACACGUGAACUCUGUUGUGCUCUUUUACUUUGUUUAUAUAUGAUCAUAUAUGACACACGUGAACUCUGUUCUGCUCUUUUACUCUGUUUUUAUAUGAUCAUAUAUGACACACGUGAACUCUGUUGUGCUCUUUUACUCUGUUUAUAUAUGAUCAUAUAUGACACACGUGAACUCUUUUGUGCUCUUUUACUCUGUUUAUAUAUGAUCAUAUAUGACACACGUGAACUCUGUUCUGCUCUUUUACUGUGUUUAUAUAUUAUCAUAUACAGUGGUGGACAGUAACGAAGUAAAUGUAAUCCGUUUCUCUACUUAAGUAGUUUUUUUGUGUAUCUGUACUUUACUCAAGUAUUUCAAUUUUGGGAGACUUAUACUUUUACUCCACUACAUUUCAAAGUAAAAUAUCGUACUUUUUACUCUACUACAUUUUCACAAUCAGUCGUUCCUUUUAUUUAUAAAUCAGUAAAAACUUAACUGGUAGAACAAGCCACCAAUCACAGUACAUCACGCGCUUUAUUUUGAAUUUGUUUUGUUUUGUCUCUGUUGUCGAAGUAACGUUAUCUACUUAGCGCGAAAAUACGAUUCAACACAUCAGAUUCAGUGCAACUGUCAACGUAACAUUUUGACUGCCAAUCUCUUAAGUUAAAUCAUGGAAGAAACUGCAGAAUCUAACUUGCCACAAAACCCAAGGCCUUAUUUACGCGAUUUUUUUGAGAUCGUUGAAAAGAAGAACGAGUCUUUAAUUUUUAAGUGCCUUCUCUGCCUGCCGCGGUCCUGUACAAUUUCUUCAAACAAGAAUUCUCCUUUCAAUCUAAGGAAACGCAUAGAGGUAAGCCAUUUUAAUUUCACUCAUUUAAAAUAAAGAGAUAUAAAUCUAACAGUAGCUUGCAGAACACAUUUUGGUUAAAAUAUAGACUGUUACGCUACCAUGAACUUUGUACACGUCGUCAGCAAAGUAAACUUAUCUGUUUCACCUUAUUUCAUAUUUGAAUUUGAAACUUUUCAAGCUGAGUGCUCUGAUAUUGUGAAAUGGGAAUCAAUCGAAUUUAACAUUUUAUGUUGGAAUUUAAAUGAAUUAUAUUUUGACUAGGCUGCACCGAUUCAAUUCACAUUUAUUUGUAUUAGUGUUUUUUCACAAUACAUAUAGUUUCAAUGCAGCUUGAAUUUGUCUACAUAAAUAUUUUGAGUGAUCUGUUAUCAGAGGUGACUGUCUAAGUUAUCUAAAUGUACAGUUUUAAGAUAAUACAAAUCAUGCUGUUAUAGCUAACAUCAUGUAUUAAUUUAAAUAAGGAAAAAAAUGCAAAUUAAAGUAAUUAUUACAAGUUGGGAACACAAUGAUUAUAUUAUAAGAAAAUUUUGCAUUGGUGCAUGUAUGAUGCUAAAACAGUUGGUGGAGUGGAGUGUUCCUUAUUAACAGGUAUUGUUAGUUUCAAAAGCUUCCAAAGACUGAUCUAACUAAGCCUAUGCUGAAAAUAAUAUACUCUGUAUUUCUUAUGACAUGCUAAAAGAAAAGCACAUAAAUAUAUAUUUUAUUAUUUUAUUUAAUCAAAGAGUGGAGACUGAUCUCUGGUAUGUAGUUAAUGUUUUGAAUGUUGCCUUUUUGCAGAGAAAACAUGGUAGCCACAUGCAGAGAUAUAUUGCCAUUACAGCACCAAGGAAAAGAAAAAUGGAGAGCGAGGAGGCUCCUUCAACUUCCAGACAGUUGAAAUUGAGCGAAACCAAGCUAGUCACACAGAAGAAUGUUGAUCAUGCAGUGUUGAAUUUUGUGACCCACAGUCUACAACCCUUUAGUGUGGUGGACCAGCCAUCGUUUCAAGCUUUCUUGCAUUAACUUCAGCCAAAAGCCUCUCUCAUGUCAAGGACCACUUUGCGACGUAAGAUGGAUGUGGCAGCACUUGAAAUGAAGAAAAAUAUGAAAAAAGCAAUGUCGGAGAUCGAUUUCAUAGCAACGACAACAGAUUUUUGGAGUUCAAAGAGAAGAGGUUUCAUCGCUGUCACUGGCCACUGGGUUGAUCCCAACAGUCUGGAGAGGUGCUCAGUAGCACUAGCAUGCAGGCAGCUCAAAGGUCCACAGACUUUUGAUGUUUUAGCUUGCACACUAAAUGACAUACAUUCUGAAUUCGGCAUACAGAACAAGCUUGUUCGAACUACUAGUCAUGCACUAUGGAAUAAGUGUGGCAGAUCUGCUUCUGCUGCAGAGAUUAUAGAAGACGCUUGCAAAAUUCAGCUGAUCCGCCCCAACACAACAAGGUGAAAUUCCUUAUUUCUCGCCAUUGAGAGAAUGCUUUGAAUAAUUAAAGAUCAGGGAGAGGGGGCUAUCAGAACCGUCUGCUCUUCACUCGAGUUGCCAAUGUUGAGUCCAGUUGAAAUUUUUAUCUUUCUGGAGGAGUAUGCCAGAACCAUGAGCCCCGUUGCCAAAGCCCUCAACAUUCUUCAGGCUGAAAUUGACGUUCAGAUGGGAUGGCUUCUGCCUCCUCUGACCCUCCUCAUCUCGAAACCUGACCGAAUUGGCAUUACUUCCAGGUACUGCAAACCUCUGGUUGAUGCCCUCCAAAAAGUCCUGCAGCAGCGCUUUGGAGACAUGCUGGUGGAGCCAGAGUUUAUUGCGCCUGCAAUCCUUGUCCCGAAAUUUAAAACAUCCUGGACAUCAGAUGAAAACAUUGUCAAACUAGGUUGACACACGUGAACUCAUCUGGCGCUCCCUCACCUCCAUUCUCUGGGUUCACCACAUCCCUCCUCCACACCACGAGCCGUCUUUACUUCAGCAGCGGGGUUAUGAUCAGGGUCCAGACACACACUGAGCUCAGAGCCCUCGCCACGGGACAGCUCGACAAACACAAUUACUAUCUGUCCCACUUCAUUAUCUGUAAAAUGAAUUUGUGACUCCACUGUUUCUCUCUACAGAAAUACAUAGAAAAUAGAGACGAGGACAGAAACAUCGUCACAGAAGCCACAGAAUUCAUUAACAUAAUACAUUAGAUAUAAAGUAGUAACAUAAUAUUAAAUGAUUAACUUUAUUUGUUUAUUACCAUAACUUGUUCUUUGUAAAUGCAGGUUUCUUUGUUAUAAAAUAAAUCAAGUAAUGCUCAUUUAAGCUUGAAACAUGAAUGUAGAUUUGACAUCAAGUGGUGAAUGUGUCUGUAGAAUAAGAAAACAAUGUCUCAUGUCAUGAUUCUGUCUUCACUGAUCUUUUGUCUCUCCUAUAAGAGGUUGUUAGAGUGUCAGUCAAGACUUUUCCUUCAUCUUCUAUCUGAAUAUAUCAACAAAUCAAAUGAUUCUUGACUGCUAUGAAUUGCCUUAUUUACUUUCUAUUACUGCCAAACGUAUUGUUGCUUUCAUUCACUGAUUUACUUGUAUGUGUGUGGAUGACUUUUAAGUUCACAUGAGGAUGUAAAUAUGAGGCAUGAGAAACAUUAAUCAUUUAAUGUAAAUACUCAUCAUAGUUUUGUUAAUAUCAUAUGAACAGUUGAGUUGUGAAAAAUAUAAAAUCCACAUCAGUUGGUGGUCUGACUUGACUAAGACCACCCAAAUCUAUACGCAGGUAAGCUGGGCGUACUUGUAAAUCUCAUUGUAUCGUCGACUGUUCCAGAACUGUACGAUCAGAAUACUCAAGUGUGUGCAGCUCAUGUCCCAGAUGAUUGAUUCAUGAACCUGUGAGAGAUCAAGACCGGCUGUGCACAAAUUCUGUCAAAAUGCUUCACGUAAAUGACGUAAUUUUACUGUUAUUCUUACACUUAAGCAGAAGAGUUAUUCAUAAAGGUUCAUAAGUGUUAAGAUUAGGUCUCAGCUCCUUAAUGAUUUAGGAGAGCUGAAGAGGUCUCCUCACCUAUUAAGAGUAACAAGAUGGCAGUACAAAGGCAGAUACCAUGGACUUUACAACAAAGAAACAAUGUGUUGAUGAUUUGAUGACAUAUUAUUAUAUGAUUAAAUAAGACAAUUGAAUAUUAUAAACAUUUUUUAAAUCCAUUUAUAAGUAUUUUGCAUCUUUGGUCUUUCCUUUAUAUAGCCUACAGUUGUGAGUGUAAUAGGAGGUGAUUCAGCAGCUUAAUUCUAAAAAGUUAACUGUUAAAACCCAAUUAAAAGUGUAUGAAACCAAGCCAAUAUGGAUACAUAUUUGUAAUAUUUUUGUGAAUUUUUUUUAACUUUUGCAUCUCUGUCGACAUCUCUGUUUAAAAAAUGAAGUUGCAGUUUACUUUAUGUAUUUAUCUCCAUAUGGGUUGAACUUAACCAAUGUUAACUUUCACACAUAAGCAUACGGCUCAAUAUAUCCAUCACUAUUACAAGAUUAACAUUGUAAAUCAGGGGAAGGUAGAAAGAGAGUUUUCAACACUGAUUUUAUGUACAUGAUCAAUAACAAAAGUUUGGUUUAUUUUACCCAAAUAAGUCAUGGA